Molecule: messenger RNA, 719 nt
Organism: Penaeus monodon (black tiger shrimp)
Lineage: Eukaryota; Metazoa; Arthropoda; Malacostraca; Decapoda; Penaeidae
Product: pyridoxal kinase-like
Biological process (GO): pyridoxal 5'-phosphate salvage
Cellular component (GO): cytosol
Molecular function (GO): pyridoxal kinase activity
Source: RefSeq, a predicted model, not a curated record
CACAUUGAUCAGCUGUUCAGUCCGGUGUGAACCUUCGUAGGGAGAGAACCGCUCUGCCGCCGGUGUUUAUUUUAUAUUAUUCGGAGGAAAAAAGGAACAAAAACAAAUAGUGGUCAUGGCUGCCAACAAUGUGCGAGUGCUGUCAAUCCAGAGCCACGUCGUCUCGGGCUAUGUUGGAAACAAGAGUGCCUGCUUUCCACUGCAGGUACUAGGAUUUGAGGUAGAUACCAUCAAUUCAGUGCAGUUUUCCAACCACACUGGCUAUAAGUCGUUCAAGGGACAAGUACUAGACAAUAAUCAGUUAGGCGACUUGAUAGAAGGAUUAAAGAGCAACAGUAUUGACUUUUAUUCCCACCUCCUAACGGGAUACAUUGGGUCGAAGUCCUUUCUGGAGAAGGUGAAGAGUGUGGUUGAGCACCUGAAGACCGUCAACCCAAAUUUGAUAUAUGUGUGUGAUCCAGUCAUGGGGGACCAUGGAAAGAUGUACGUACCUGAAGACCUCUUACCCGUGUAUAGGGAACACAUCGUCCCUCUUGCAGAUAUCAUUACACCAAACCAGUAUGAGGCAGAGCUACUCUCUGGGCAGAAGAUCGAGAACGAAGGUGAUGCAAUGGAAGUCAUGAAGUGGUUUCACGAGCAGGGAGUUAAAACCGUGGUUCUCUCCAGUACGGAACUUGGCUCAGAGAACGAACUGCUUGGUCUGGCCUCUUCUGUUAUCA